AGCCGCAUUUUCCAUGCUCCCGGUAAUUAGCAGAGGGAAGCUGACUAAUUACUGACGUCACCUCUUUCCAGUGCCGCUUACAUUUUGUUCCCAAGCAUGCUCAGGAAUUCGCUGUCACCCACAGGAUGCUCUGAGAGCUUUCUGUCACCAGGGGCUGGGCUGGCUCUGCUUUGCUUUGCUUUAUAAACGCUGCGAGCGGCAGCCGCGGCUCCCGAGCAGCCGCGAUCGCUGCGGGAUCGCCGGGGGCCGGCCCCAAAAAUGCAUUUCCGAAACUUCCACUACAGCUUCGGCUCGCUCAUCGCCUGCCUGGCCGAUGGGCAGCUCUUCACCCAGCCAGAAACGAGGGCCAAGUUUGAGUCCCUGUUCCGACCCUAUGACAGGGACCUCACCUUCCAGUAUUUUAAGAGCUUCAAAAGAGUGAGAAUAAACUUCAGCAACCCUUUGUCUGCAGCAGAUGCCAGGAUCCAGCUGGACAAGACAGAAUUCCUUGGAAAAGAACUCAGACUCUAUUUUGCUCAGACUUUGCACAUCGGGAGCUCCCACCUGGCCCCCCCAAACCCAGACAAGCAGUUCCUGAUCUCCCCUCCUGCCUCUCCUCCUGUGGACUGGAAACAAGUGGAGGAUGCCACUCCAGUCAUUAACUACGACCUCUUAUAUGCAAUUUCCAAGCUAGGACCAGGGGACAAGUACGAGCUCCACGCUGCCACGGCCACCACCCCCAGCGUGGUUGUGCACGUGUGCGAGAGCGACCAGGAGGGCGAGGCCGAGGAGGAGCCCAAAAAACCCAAACCCAAAAUCAUCCAGACCCGGCGGCCCGACUACAGCCCCGCCUCCCUGAGCUGAGCCCGGCGCAGCUGCUGCUCCCUGCGGAGGAAAUCCACCUUUCCAAGGAGUUUGCCAAGGAUUUGCAGUGGAACAGUGCCCGGCUGUGGUGGCGCAGCUGCAGGAGGAGAAUUCCAGGUUUGCCGCAGAUAAAGGAAUUCCCUGCUCAGUUUGGAGUGUUGAUCCCUGUGCUGAGUGAAUUCCCACGUGCUGGGAACAAAGGAUGGGAGAAGGGGACAUUUUGGGGACAAACUGGGGCUUGUUCUGGGGGACAGUUCCUUGUUGUGACACCCCUGAUGGGUGUCUGGAAAGCCUUGGGAUGACAGGGUUGGAGAGAUGAUGGGAAUUUUGGGAAUUUAACCCUUUUUCUUACACUAGGUUUUGUGCAUGUUUCUUCUUGGUCUUCUCAAGUAAUUUGCUUUCUUUUCUAGAGUUUCUCCCAAAUUUCUGGAAAUCUGGGAAUUGUUUCAAAGUAUUUAUUAUCUCAGCAUCCCAGAAUUCCUCCUGGAUGUGUACAUACAUGAUAUAUUUAUAUUUGGUUUUGUUGGCACUCGUUUUCCAGCAGGAUCCAAUUCCUCCAGCCCCUGCUUUUGGUGCUCUGGAAGUUGUGCUUUUAAAAUUUUAACCUUUGGAAUUCCUGCAGAGGAUUUUACCUGGCAAAGCAGUGGAAAAACGUGCAAUAGGAGAGUUGUUGGAAUACGUGGAUUUUAAAUUAUUUUAAGUUCAGGUAAUUUAUAUCUCUGAUAGGAUUUGUUUGGGAGCUUUGACUCGAGGGGGGGAAAAAAGGACUCAAAUAAUGCUGAUGGUGCAUAUUCAGAGCAGGGGGAUUUUUCCAGUGAAAAAAACAACUAUGGAGAAACUUGAAUCUGCAUUUUUGGUGAGUAAAGAUUUAUUUGGGAUUGGAAAAUUCCACCCAGGAAGCAGUGAGGAGAGCUGGAGUGCCUUUUCCUUGUCCAUUCCUACUCCAAGCUGCACACUUGGAUCUUUUUCUACUGGUUUUGGAUAUCAAAAAAUCCAAACUUUCUGAGCUUUGCUUCCAAACUCAGCUGGGAUGAAAUGCUUAAUGCCAAGGAAUGCUGAUUUAAGCAAUGGGAAUAUGUGGGAGAAGCUUUAGGGGUUUUUUUAUGGCAGUGUUUAAAGGCUCCUAAAUGCAAAUUUUAAAGAAGAAAGAUGGCAGAAAUAUUUUAAUACUGUUUUUUAAACUGGAGAUCCUCACCUUGAAACAGGGGUCAGGGUUUUUUUUUUGGAGGAGACAGGAAUUGCUAUCCCUAGAAAAUGCCACUUGGGGUCUUGGAAAAGGGAUGUUGGAGCCUCUCCUUGUGUUCUUAAGGAAUCAGACUGUGGCUCUCUCCUGGUUUGCUCUUGCCACAGUUGGCCUGAGAAGAGAUUGAAGCCAGUGUGACUGAAAUUCCUGGUUGGCACCUUGGUUUCUUAAAUAAUAUUUGUUUUAAAAAGAGUGGAGCCAUUCCAGGCCACGGUGCAGGGAAACAGGGUGUUCUGGAAGGCCUGGAAUUCCUGACUGGAACACAAAUGUGGGCCUGGAGACCAGGAAUAUUCUGAAUUUCCUGCUCUAGCUUGGAUUGUUAUUCCCUGGGAACUGGAACAAAGCCUGGCUCUGGUGUCUGAGUGGCCCUGGCUCCAUGGGAGCUGUUGAGAAGAGCUGAUUCCAUGGAUUGCUGGAGCUGGACACACAGGAAAAUCAGAUUAUUUUGGGUUACCCUCAGCUGGCUCCACGUGCUGCAUUCAACACCCAAGAGAAAGGAAUUAAUGGAGAAAAACUUUGUAGGUUUGCCACAACUGCCUUGAAGCCUUUCCAAGACUUUUCCAUGUUUCUCAAACGACUGCUGGACUUUGUGUCUCACCACAUUCAGUUCAAAACAUUGGGAAUAAUUCCUGUCCUGUCCUUCUUCCAUGAGAAAUCAAAGCAUGACUUUGGCAGUCGAAACCCAGGUGGCUGCUGCUGAAAAGCAGAGCUGCUUUUCAAUUCAAACCAUCAAUAAAUCUGAUUUUUGUCAUUUUAAUGCCUGACCCCUGCCUGAGGUGGGAACCAUGGAAAUCUUGGAAUGCUCUCAGUGUGUUCCUGCUUGGAUCUGCCACCUCCUGUCCCCAUGACUCCAGUGUGCUGCUUGCUCUUUCUGGUUAUUUUUGUAAUGUUCCAAUGGAUGCUUAGUUGGUAUUUUAUACACUUGUAUAGCACGGGGCAGAUUGAAAUUAAAAUAUUUUGUUGUCUUCUUGUAAA
Camarhynchus parvulus is the source of this 3061-nucleotide messenger RNA. RefSeq names its product regulator of calcineurin 1 (gene RCAN1). The record is from RefSeq and is a predicted model, not a curated record. Gene Ontology annotation, molecular function: nucleic acid binding; calcium-dependent protein serine/threonine phosphatase regulator activity. Lineage: Eukaryota; Metazoa; Chordata; Aves; Passeriformes; Thraupidae. Bases 259 to 843 code for a protein of 194 amino acids. The transcript has 4 exons. Gene Ontology annotation, cellular component: cytoplasm; nucleus. Gene Ontology annotation, biological process: calcium-mediated signaling.